GGCUGCAGGUCUGCGGGAGCCGCACGCGUCCUCGUCGCUCACAGCCGCUCGGUCAGCUGCAUGCACUUCUGUGCCUCCAACCCCGCGCACUUGGUGUCGCUGAGCUACGACAGCCUGCGCUGCGGGGACGUCACCAGGGCCGUCUUCGAUGAGAUAUGCAGAAAAGAUGAGGAGAGCAUGUCCUCCUUCGACUUCCUGGAAGACGCCGCCUGCACCGCGCUGGUGGGGCACUGGGACGGCAGCGUGUCCCUGGUGGACAAACGGACCCCGGGGUCGGCCCCAGAGCUGUCUGCAGACAUCGGCUUCCACAGGACGCGCACGGUGCACGUCCACCCCGUCAAGAGGCAGUACUUCAUGGCUGCCGGCGCCACGGACGUCUGCGUGUUCGACGUGCGGUACCUGAAGGCGAAGAGGAACACGGCCGUGAGCGCCCUGGAGGGGCACACGAAAAGCGUCGCCUCUGCCUAUUUCUCACCCGUGACGGGGAGCAGCGUGGUGACGGUGUGCGCUGACGACAGGCUGAGGGUCUAUGACACCUCCUCGUUGCCGUCGACCAUCGCGGCUCUCAGCACCAUCAGCCCCCAGCGCCUCGCCUCCGUCUGCUCCAUCGCCGCCCUGCACCCCAGCCAGCGCAUCCUGGUGGGCGGCAACUCCAGCGGCCGCCUGCACGUCUUCAAGGAGUGA
Messenger RNA from Mesitornis unicolor (brown roatelo), 684 nucleotides. RefSeq names its product WD repeat domain 76 (gene WDR76). The record is from RefSeq and is a predicted model, not a curated record. Gene Ontology annotation, molecular function: DNA binding; protein binding. The annotation marks the transcript as partial. Gene Ontology annotation, cellular component: nucleus. Lineage: Eukaryota; Metazoa; Chordata; Aves; Mesitornithiformes; Mesitornithidae. Gene Ontology annotation, biological process: regulation of DNA damage checkpoint. The transcript is spliced from 5 exons.